ACUUUCAAAACUCUCAGCCUCAGAUGGGAGAGCGGUGGGCGCAGCUCACUUAUCUCUUCCUUGUCUGAAAAACUUGCAUGAAAACUUGCUCCCUGCCGGGGGCACUCUGACUCGCGUGUCUGCCUUUGCUCCCCGUCUGCCUUUGCCACGCCCAGGAGUGCCCCCCUGGCCACGCCUUUACCCCUACCGUAUGUGCCCUAGCAGUCCUGGGGGCCACGGAGCUCUGCCACACACGCCUCCAUGAUGUAUGACAGAUUCCACACCUCACGGAUACGCCCUUUGCGUGAAAAGGACGGCUGCCCAAUGCACCCACGUUCCGGAACCGCCAUAGGAGUGUCAAGCCGCCCAGGUCACGACACUGCCAACAUGUGUGCGCAGACCGCCACCUGAGCAGUCAGCUUGUAAUACUUGUGCCCAGGGUGUUGUUUUUCCUGCUGGUAUGAGCGUGCCCUCGCGCCAUGUGCACAUGGGCACUUUCACACACACGCUGGCCUUGGUUUGAGGUCUUCAUAAAGCAUGGGAUACAUGACGGAUAUUUUUAAAAGCUUGUAUUGAAGUAGGCGCGUGAGGAGCCAAAUGCGGGGAAUUGCAAUCUGCUCUAAGGCCAAGUUGAGCUAAGUCGCCAACAGCGCUCGCUUGUGCGCAAACGAAAUUCCUUGAUAAUAAUCACGACAACCUUUUAUCAUUAUUGCUUUCUGCAUAGCUCCUAAGCGACGGUAGUAUUUAUCAAUUCUCGUCGAACUUGAGACGAAGAACAUGGUGCAGCUGGAGCCCAACAUCACGCUGGUGCUGAAGCAUCUUGCCAGCUGUGGAGCAGUGGUCUCAGCGGAGCAACAGGCAGCAUUGGACCACUCAAUACCCAUUAAGCGUAUCGAGGCAGGGCUCCGGAGCCUGACGCUGUGGGGGCGGCUAACGACGCUGAACGGCAAGGACUACCUAGUAGCGGAGGGCUACAAUGUGGCGUCCAGUAAAGAGGGCGCCGCGGUCUAUGAGACCAAAUACUUCUACAGUCAAGACGGCGCACGCUGGAGUGACCUGCAGCCGGUGGACAGCGAAACCGCCACGCGCUGUGCCCGCAUUAAGGGCAUGCUCAGCGGCGACCCCGCUAAGAACUACGAGCUGGAGGAGAAGGACCCCAACGCACCAGAGCCCAGCCCGGAGGCGGAGGAGGAGGUGAAGCCGCUGGUGUUCCAGAUCCCGGAGCUGGCGGUGCUGCGCUGCCGCGUGGACGCCAUCGCCACCGCCACCAGCGUCAUCCCCACGGACUCGACAAUCCUCAACGCCGCCAGCCAGGUGGUGCCCAACCGCCUGUUCGCGGGCGCCGCCUACCCCGAGAAGCUCGAGUCCUACCAGCACCGCUUCAGCCUGCCCGGAUCUGGCGUCACGCUGUCGCAGGACCUUCGCGGGACUUGGGCUGUGCAGUACGACGCCUUCAAGGGGGUGGCGCAGGUGCGGUCGCUGCUGUUCCCAGGCUACUUUUUCUACUAUGCCGCCAACGAGCUGACGUGGGGCAGCCUGUACGUGGGCGACGGCCUGCGCAACAACGACCUCAUCUUCAUGCUGUAGAGCGGAGUGAGCAGGAUGGAGGAGGUUCCGGGAGAACAGAGGGGGAUGGGGACAAUUAGAUUGCGGGAUGAGGCGGACAGGCGGCUGGGUGUGGACGGAUGAGGCUUCAUGAGGUUCAACUGUUGGAGGAUGUGCCAAACAAAGCGCACGCGGGCUAGGCCUUGACCUGGAUGUAUGGCAUAUGUGUCAGUGACAUGGAAAAGGAAGCAAGUGGCGACGGUGGAUGUACGGCAUAUGUGUGUACGAUUGUACGAGUGGCUGGCGGGCAUGAGCAUCUGUACCCUCAGGCGCAACGCUUGGGUGACACUCGGGAGCUGCUAGAUAGGCGCGGACUAAAUGGACGGGGUACGCCCGCUAUCAGCCUAGGCUUGUUCAUUGCGCGGGCAAGUGCGCGGGUGUGAAUGCAAGGAGGUCUGGCAUUGUAAACGUUCUCGGUU
Messenger RNA from Chlamydomonas reinhardtii, 2003 nucleotides. RefSeq lists its product as uncharacterized. Gene Ontology annotation, cellular component: axoneme. Gene Ontology annotation, biological process: cilium movement involved in cell motility; axoneme assembly; motile cilium assembly. NCBI's taxonomy places the organism in Eukaryota, Viridiplantae, Chlorophyta, Chlorophyceae, Chlamydomonadales, Chlamydomonadaceae. The transcript is spliced from 5 exons. The coding region runs from base 757 to 1566 and encodes 269 amino acids. The record is from RefSeq and is a predicted model, not a curated record.